ACCUUGGCGAGUACUGAACCUGAUCGGCAGCGUCGAGGAGCUGAGUAAUUUCGUUCAACAUGAAGGUCUUGAUUGUCCUCUCCGCUAUGAUGGCUUGCGCCUUCGCCAGUCCGUUGAUCUACGCCAAGCUGGUGCCCGGUGCUCCGAUCGGCCUGGACGGCCGGGUAGUCGACACCGCGGAAGUCGCCUUGGCCAAGGCCGAGCACGCGGCCGCUCACGUCAAUGAGAAGAUCAAUUUGGCCGCUGAAGCCGCCCGGUCGGCCGAUCAGCACGUGCUCGCUUACGUCGCGCCGUCUGACGUGGCCGUGGCCGUCGACGCCGCCGCCGGCGCGCAGCUGGUGCAACCGGUCGCGGUGACGGCGAAACUGGUCCCCGGAGCGCCGAUCGGGCUCGACGGCCGCGUCGUCGACACGCCGGAAGUGGCCCUCGCCAAGGCGGAACACGCCGCGGCGCACGUCAACGAGAGACUCGGCCACGCAGCCGCGAGAUCGAUCUACCACGCGCAGCCACUCACCGUCCUGGACCACCACAGCGCGCCGCUCGUUCAUUACUAUUUUCGUUAAGCCCACACUUUCGUUUUAACACAUACGAGCUCAUAUUAAAGUGUAAAUAAAUCCGAAUCUCCUGCGCGCCGUAAUUUACGGACUAGAUUUAUUUCGAUUACCUUCUAUGUAAAUUAAAAGCAGAAUUUUGAGAGAUGUUUUCGUAAUAUAGCAGCAAAUUUGAAUACUGCCAACAUAAUCUUUUAAUUUCUUUUUUAUACUUUUACAAACUUAAUGUUAAUAUUACUAAUUACGGAGCGCAAAAUUCUAUUUUAAAAUUCUUUUUUCUUUGAGUUUCAAGUGACGAUUGAAAGUUCCAUAGAUAUCUACGUUGGCCUGCAAGGAUGCAACGUAGUUAGCGAUAGGUGCAACGGGAAUGCGUUCUAACAGGCGUGCCGUGCAGACAGAUUGACAAAGAAUUAAUGGACAUACAUAUAUUUCGUUACGAAUAUUUCAUUGUAAUAUGAUAUUUUUCCAUUUAAAAUGAAGGAUUAUUAUUUCAAUUUUUAUAGAAAUUGAGUGUAAAAAUGUAUUUUUAUUUUCUUUGACCGAAAACUUAUCGCGAGCAAAUUGUCACAAUAUAAAUUGUGCCUAUAAAAAUAUUUCUAAGUUUUAUAUAAAUAUCACAAAUACAUUGUUAUAAAUUUCCAUGCAAAA
This is a messenger RNA of Wasmannia auropunctata (little fire ant), 1199 nucleotides long. RefSeq names its product cuticle protein 18.7-like. The coding region runs from base 60 to 563 and encodes 167 amino acids. The transcript is spliced from 2 exons. NCBI's taxonomy places the organism in Eukaryota, Metazoa, Arthropoda, Insecta, Hymenoptera, Formicidae. The record is from RefSeq and is a predicted model, not a curated record.